Molecule: messenger RNA, 309 nt
Organism: Cetraspora pellucida
Lineage: Eukaryota; Fungi; Glomeromycota; Glomeromycetes; Diversisporales; Gigasporaceae
Source: the annotation of a GenBank genome assembly
AGCACAAGAAAAAGAUUAAAACUUUCUAAUGAAACUAAAAAGAACUUUGCUAAUUUUGGUGCACAAGUUGAACUAACUUCUAUCAACUUUGGAGUUCAAGUAUCUUUGCCAACUAUUGACUUUAAAGUUCAAGUAUUAUUGCUAGCUGUUGACUUUAAAGUUCAAGUAUUUUUGUCAGUUGUUAACUUUGAAGUUCAAGUAUCUUUAUCAGAUUCAACAUAUGAACUUCUUUUAAAGCAAAUUAGUAAGUUAGAAAGUGCUAAUAGACAAUUGUUAGCUAAAAAUAAAGCAUUAAAAAAAAUUAUAUGA